Chanos chanos (milkfish) is the source of this 1445-nucleotide messenger RNA. It is a transcript of the gene mlst8, whose product is annotated as MTOR associated protein, LST8 homolog (S. cerevisiae). Gene Ontology annotation, cellular component: TORC2 complex; TORC1 complex. Lineage: Eukaryota; Metazoa; Chordata; Actinopteri; Gonorynchiformes; Chanidae. The transcript is spliced from 9 exons. Gene Ontology annotation, biological process: TOR signaling; regulation of actin cytoskeleton organization. The coding region runs from base 146 to 1126 and encodes 326 amino acids. The record is from RefSeq and is a predicted model, not a curated record. Gene Ontology annotation, molecular function: protein binding.
CUUGCUAACUAGGUAAAACAACAAUGUGAAUCUUGCAAAUUAAUUACAUCGACGGGCCGACAUACUAUCUUUCUUUAUCCUGUCCAGCGUCACAUCUGUUUUGUUCACAGCAUCCUCUUGGACAGGAAUAAUUGUACCGUUCACCAUGAAUGUGAACCAAGGAACAGUUGGGAGCGACCCGGUGAUCCUCGCCACCGCUGGAUAUGACCACACUGUACGGUUCUGGCAAGCGCACAGCGGUAUUUGCACAAGAACAGUUCAGCACCAAGACUCUCAGGUAAAUUCCCUUGAAGUUACACCCGAUCGAAGCAUGAUUGCAGCUGCUGGUUAUCAGCACAUACGCAUGUAUGAUCUAAAUUCAAACAAUCCAAACCCUGUUAUUAAUUAUGAUGGGGUUAGCAAAAAUAUUACAUCAGUUGGUUUCCAUGAGGAUGGCCGAUGGAUGUAUACUGGAGGGGAAGACUGUAUGGCUCGCAUUUGGGACCUGAGAUCCAGGAAUCUACAGUGUCAGAGAAUCUUUCAAGUCAAUGCCCCCAUUAAUUGCGUGUGCUUACAUCCAAAUCAGGCUGAACUGAUUGUUGGGGACCAAAGUGGUGUAAUCCACAUCUGGGAUCUGAAAACAGACCAUAAUGAACAGCUGAUCCCAGAGCCAGAAGUGUCCAUCAACUCGGUUCACAUUGAUCCUGAUGCUAGCUAUAUGGCUGCCGUCAAUAGCUCGGGCAACUGUUAUGUGUGGAAUUUGGCUGGAGGAAUGGGUGAUGAAGUGACACAACUUAUUCCCAAGACCAAGAUCCCGGCACACAAACGCUACUCUUUACGCUGCAAAUUCAGCCCUGAUUCAACACUGCUGGCCACUUGCUCUGCUGACCAGACCUGCAAGAUCUGGAGGACCUCUAAUUUCUCUCUGAUGACGGAACUGAGCAUCAAGAGUAAUAAUCCCGGCGAGACGUCUCGAGGCUGGAUGUGGGACUGUGCCUUCUCCGGAGACUCUCAGUACAUCGUGACAGCGUCUUCAGAUAAUCUUGCUCGACUGUGGUGUGUUGAAACAGGAGAGAUUAAAAGAGAGUACAGCGGUCAUCAGAAGGCUGUUGUGUGUCUGGCCUUCAAUGACAGUGUGUUGGGUUAAAACACAAACACUGUUCACCUCAUGGACCAUUCUCUGCCAUACCAGCUGUCCUGCCUACCAUAACCACCAGGGCAAGACCUUGUGUGACACAACCACGUAUGAUACCUUGUCACUGUUUCAUAUUUAUGGGAUUCUGAUAAUACAUGUGAUAUGUCAAUGCAGAAUUAUUUGCAUCUAUGCUAAUCAGAAGUGUAAAGAUUUCAAAGAUCCAUGCUUGGGUGUUUUCCACAAAACUGUACAUGACCCAAGACUCAUCCUCCAAAAUCACAGUACUUGUUUUCAACCCUUAUAACUGUUUUUUUUUUUAAUGUACAUAAAA